UAGUUUAUAAAUCAAAGUUCAAACGUCAAAAAAUUCUCAAGGAAAUGUUAUCGCCGGCUUUUCAAUGCGCACAAUUUUGUAAAAACAUCAUUCAAGCCAACUCAAUUUUCAAUUAUAAAAUACAACGUUCGUGUUCUUUAACAAAAAUGACUACUCAAGCAAAGUGGAAGAUUGAAAAGAACCGUGUUCUAAAUUUACCAUUACAAGAAAAAAGAAAACUUUACAGAACUUCUGAAUACAUUACUUUGGAAGACAUUUAUACUUGGUCUAAAUACGCUAAAGAAAAUGAGCAUAUAAAGACGAAACUUCGUACCGAAGAUGAUCUCAAUGAAUUCAAAAAGUUUCAAAUCAAUCCUGCUAAGAAUGCCCACCUUGCUGAGAAGGUGUCAAUUUUCAAGGGAGAUAUUACUAAAUUGGAGAUUGAUGCUAUUGUAAAUGCAGCUAAUUCACGUUUGAAAGCUGGUGGCGGCGUUGAUGGUGCUAUACACCGAGCGGCAGGACCAUUACUACAGGAUGAAUGUAAUUCUCUUGGAGGUUGUCCUACAGGUCAAGCAAAAGCCACAAGUGGUUAUGAUUUACCAGCUAAGUAUGUAAUUCACACAGUUGGACCACAAGAUGGUUCUGAAUCAAAACUUCAAUCAUGUUACGAACAUUGUCUAGCUCUUAAAAGUGAAUGCCACUUCAAAUCUAUAGCAUUCCCAUGUAUUUCAACUGGAAUUUACGGUUUUCCAAAUCGUCUGGCUGCGCAUAUUGCAUUAAGGACUGUACGGAAAUAUCUAGAGUCAGAUGAUAACAUGCAAAGAGUUAUUUUCUGCACUUUCAUGCCAACAGAUGUGGACAUCUAUGAGACAUUAAUGCAAUUGUACUUCCCAGUAGAGGAAUAAAAAUUAUAAAAGCACCUAUUGUGAUUUAAAAAGCAUGAAAUGCAUA
Papilio machaon (common yellow swallowtail) is the source of this 930-nucleotide messenger RNA. RefSeq names its product macro domain-containing protein CT2219. Gene Ontology annotation, molecular function: ADP-ribosylglutamate-[protein] hydrolase activity. Bases 45 to 884 code for a protein of 279 amino acids. Lineage: Eukaryota; Metazoa; Arthropoda; Insecta; Lepidoptera; Papilionidae. The transcript is spliced from 4 exons. Gene Ontology annotation, cellular component: nucleoplasm. Gene Ontology annotation, biological process: peptidyl-glutamate ADP-deribosylation; purine nucleoside metabolic process; DNA damage response. The record is from RefSeq and is a predicted model, not a curated record.